CCUCCAGGCGCUCUUGGAGCUGAGGGCCGACCCCGCGGCAGCCGACAGCGCAGGGCUCAGCGCGAUGCAGCACGCGCACGUCAGCACCAACCGCGGAGCCGAGGUGGAGGCUAUCCUGCGGAAGGCCCUGCCGAGCCAGCCCGACGGGGCAGCCGCGGGCAGCGCAUCCGCGGGAGCCAACGUGCUGCAAGAGCUCUUCGGCAAGGCGGGCGCUGGCGACAUCGAGACCGCGCUGCGCACCGCCUGCAAGCGAGGGCAGCUGAACUGCGUCGACUCGCUCCUGAAGAUGACGCAGGAUGCGCCGAGCGCGGCGCAGCGCGCCCUCGUGGCGGCGGCCGCCGGAGGCCACGUGGAGGUCUCCUCCUCGCCCGCGCCGCUCUGCCGUCUUCACGGGAGCGAGCAUUGACACAAGCGUUAAACUUCGGAGGCCCGCGCGGACCUCCGAGUUUUCGUGUUUACGUCAUCGUUCGUUCCCCUAAUUCUUCCUUCGGG
Messenger RNA from Prorocentrum cordatum, 492 nucleotides. Lineage: Eukaryota; Dinophyceae; Prorocentrales; Prorocentraceae. The record is from the annotation of a GenBank genome assembly.